AUGACCAGCACAACCUCAGCCUCCAUAGUGUCCACCACUACAGCAACCGACCAAAGAAGCAGCAAUACUACCUCUACGCUAGCAGAUAUAAUAACAACUUCAGCAUCCACAGUCUCUCCAACAACACCAUCCAGUACAACAAACAUCAGUACUACCUCCAUAUUUGCAAAUAUCAGCGCAACCUCAACAAUCUCUGCUCCCACAGCAACCAGCCAAAAAAGCAGCAGUACUACAUCUGCACCACUAGAUGGCCUCAGAAGUCCAACAUCCACAGUCUCCGAAGCUACAGCAGGGACAUCAGUGACAGAAAGCAGUACUAGUAAAGUAGAUACUAGUAAUGUCACAUCUUCAUCAGAUGGGAGCAAAUCUGGAGGUCCCAACAAAAACAAAGAUCCCAGGACCACCACCAGCUCAGAUAAUGAUGCCGAAAUAGUGACUGUUCACCUAAAAGUUUCGAUUUUAUCCAACAGUAAGGAAAAUGAAGAUGUGAUGUUAGAGGCUGUACAUAAUUUUGUAUCCCAGAACCUUCUACAGCAUAACUGUGAGGGCUGCACUUUGACUAUCAGACACAUCAAACACAACUGAGAAAGGGCUAUAUGUUUCAGCCAAUGGAAGCAUCAGUGUGGCUACAGCUAUACUGUGACAAAAGACUACACAGCUCUCAAAAGCAACAUUAAAACUGACCUAUUAUGCUGUCCCCUAUUUUCAUAUACAUAUACAUAAUGUUUGAUGUUCAUGUU
Molecule: messenger RNA, 740 nt
Organism: Micropterus dolomieu (smallmouth bass)
Lineage: Eukaryota; Metazoa; Chordata; Actinopteri; Centrarchiformes; Centrarchidae
Product: cell wall integrity and stress response component 1-like
Exons: 5
Coding region: 1-585 (194 amino acids)
Source: RefSeq, a predicted model, not a curated record